UUGUCGAUCAAACGUAAUGUCACUUUGAUUUGUAUUGUGCUUAGUUCACGGAAAGCCGGCUUUUGUGAAGCAGUAAAAAACACUCGUUUCACAAUGGAUUUUUACCGCUUAGUACCAAAAAUCGAAUUGCAUGCCCAUCUGAAUGGAUCGCUCAGCAACAGUACCCUGGCGGAGCUGCGUGAGCUGAAGUACGGAAAGGAGGUACCGAGCGGAAUCGACGAUUGCUUUUACAAAAUUUUACACGGUGAAUCUCUCACCCUGGAAGAAUGUUUUAAGAAGUUUCAAUACGCACACGAUUUGACCGAUCGUUCGGAAGCUCUCGAACGUGCGACACAGCGUGUGAUUGAGGACUUUGCCAACGAUAACGUGAUUUAUCUAGAGCUCCGGACAACACCGAAAUGCACAGCACAAAUGUCAAAACGGGAAUAUCUUACUACGGUGCUGGAAGUGAUAAGAAAAACAUCCACAAACCAGCCGGGAAUUAUCGUAAAACUAUUACCCUCUAUCGAUCGAUCCAAGGGCGUUUUGGAAGCGAUGCAAAAUGUAGACCUUGCCAUUGAACUGAGCUCCCUGUUUCCCGGAACAAUUCCUGGGUUCGAUUUGAGCGGAAAUCCUUUUGGUACUCAAUUUGCCGACUUUGUUCCGGCGUUGGAAAAGGCGCGGAAGAACGGUUUUCGUUUAGCGUUGCACUGUGGCGAAUUUGAGGAUGUGCAGGAAGUGAAGCAAAUGUUUGCGCUCGGUGUGGACCGUAUCGGACAUGGGACGUUUAUAGAUGGGGAGAACCUUGCCUUUGCUAGUAAACAUAAAAUUCCAUUCGAGUGUUGUCUUACGAGCAAUGUAAAAUGCAAAACUGUCCCAUCGUACGAAGCUCAUCACGUUGCGAAAUUGAUGAAAAUAAAUCAACCCGUCUGCAUAUGUACGGACGAUUUCGGUGUGUUCGAAACGAGCCUAUCGCAGGAACUGUGCAUUUGUGCAAACAUGUUUAAUCUCUCAAACGCACAGAUAGUGGAACUGCAACGAAAUGCGGUUGAGUAUUCUUUCGCUAGUGAGGAGGAAAAACAAAGGCUGCGCAACAAAAUUGACCAAUUCUCCAAAACCGAAGUUGUGUAAGCAAUGAUGAAACUGUUGGUGUUAGUAUUUAGAUGCUUUCAAAUUUAAUUAUUAACAUUACUGCUGGAAAUAAAUUACAGUUCAAUACUUGUUUGACCUGGAAAUAAUCAUAAACAAUAUAAA
This is a messenger RNA of Anopheles funestus (African malaria mosquito), 1233 nucleotides long. RefSeq names its product adenosine deaminase-like protein (gene Ada). Lineage: Eukaryota; Metazoa; Arthropoda; Insecta; Diptera; Culicidae. The transcript has 6 exons. Gene Ontology annotation, molecular function: adenosine deaminase activity. The record is from RefSeq and is a predicted model, not a curated record. The coding region runs from base 94 to 1110 and encodes 338 amino acids. Gene Ontology annotation, biological process: inosine biosynthetic process; adenosine catabolic process.